Molecule: messenger RNA, 853 nt
Organism: Cucurbita maxima (winter squash)
Lineage: Eukaryota; Viridiplantae; Streptophyta; Magnoliopsida; Cucurbitales; Cucurbitaceae
Product: auxin-induced protein 22B-like
Exons: 3
Coding region: 131-673 (180 amino acids)
Biological process (GO): regulation of DNA-templated transcription
Cellular component (GO): nucleus
Molecular function (GO): protein binding
Source: RefSeq, a predicted model, not a curated record
CCCUCCUCUGUCCCCUCUCCCCUUUCCCUUUGCCGCUCUCUGCCCCCAUUCCCACCGACAUCUCCUUCUUCAUCUUAUCUAUAAAACCACCCUUCCAUUUCCAGCCUUUUCUGCUCUCACAAACCAAAAAAUGGAUUCCCAGCUUUCAUUUCAGAACCAUCUCAAUCUCGAAGCCACCCAGCUUCGCCUCGGCCUCCCAGGAAUCGACGGCUCUGCAGACAACUCUUGUGGGGUUCGAACUAACAAGAGAAAUUUACAGAAUCACUCUGCCCCUCCACCCAAGUCUCAGGUUGUUGGGUGGCCGCCGAUUAGAUCGUUUAGGAAAAACACUCUCUUACCCAAGAAAACGGAGGCAACGACGGCGGCGGAGGGCGGAGGGAUUUAUGUGAAAGUGAGUAUGGAUGGAGCUCCUUAUUUGAGGAAGGUUGAUUUGGGUGUGUACAAGGGGUACCCUGAACUUGUGAAGGGGUUAGAGGAGAUGUUCAAGUUCAGAAUGGGGACAUACAGUGAAAGGGAAGGGUACCAGGGAUCGGAUUAUGCCCCAACUUAUGAAGAUAAAGAUGGAGAUUGGAUGCUGGUGGGGGAUGUUCCAUGGCAAAUGUUUAUUUCAUCAUGCAAGAGGAUGAGAAUCAUGAAAGGAUCAGAAGUUGGGGGACUCAGCUGCGGCGUCUGAGAAAUUAAUCACUUUUUUGUUUUUUUUUUUAAAUUACAGAAAGAUGUGAUGAAUUUUUCAUCAUUUUUCUUUUUGCUCAAGUUUUGGAUUUGUGUAACAAAUUUGAGAUAUUGUAGAAAUUUUUGUAGAAUAAAUUUGCUGAUGAAAUGAAAUUGUAAUUAACGUAUACUUUUGUUGUAA